Messenger RNA from Lacerta agilis (Sand lizard), 3618 nucleotides. It is a transcript of the gene LRRN1, whose product is annotated as leucine rich repeat neuronal 1. Gene Ontology annotation, molecular function: protein binding. The transcript is spliced from 2 exons. The record is from RefSeq and is a predicted model, not a curated record. Lineage: Eukaryota; Metazoa; Chordata; Lepidosauria; Squamata; Lacertidae. The coding region runs from base 512 to 2662 and encodes 716 amino acids.
GACCCACGGCCAGCGGAGGGAGGAGGAGGAGGAGGAAGGAGAGCGCGUGCCUUGCCCGCGGGGGCCCCGAGUGGAAAUUACAGCCGCGGUCGCCUCGGAGAAAGGAGAGGCGGCGGCAGGAGAGGGGGGCGCGCCCCGCCGUCCUUCGGGCCGCAGACUUGUGGCGUUUGAAACUCGAGCUGCUAAGCGAGCCUCCUCGGCUACCCUCGCCACCGGGGAUUGUUGUGCCUUUCCGGGCGCGGUUUAAGGAGCCUCUCUUGCGUCCUGCAUGGGGGGGAGGGCAAGCCAGGCUCGUUCCUAGCGGCUGCUGUUCCCUCUUUUUGGAUGUAUCCCAAUAUAUUGAGGAACAUAGCUUCCGUAGAGUGAAAGAACUAGGCUUGGUGAAGAGACAUCGCAUCGCUAACUGUUCACAAGAACAUAACAAGAACAUCUUCCAUCUUUUGAAUGCCUAAGCAUUUGAUCUACUAGUACUUGCAAGUAGUAAACCAGAAGAACCUACUAGGAAACCGCUAUGGCUGGGAUUAAUUUUACAUUAAAGGUUUGCCAUUUGGUUCUGGGAUUACUUGUAAACCAAUUUAGUGCAUCUUCCAUACCGAAUAAUGAAUGUCCACAAUUGUGCGUCUGUGAGAUAAGGCCAUGGUUUACACCCCAGUCGACCUAUAGAGAAGCUACAACAGUUGACUGCAACGAUCUUCGUUUAACAAAAAUCCCCAGUAAUCUUUCCAGUGAUACUCAAGUUCUUCUUUUGCAAAGCAACAACAUUGCCAAGACCACCGAUGAGCUCCAACAGCUUUUCAAUUUAACAGAAUUGGAUUUUUCACAGAAUAAUUUUACUAGUAUAAAAGAUGUGGGGCUGUCAAAUCUUACUCAGCUCACUACUUUACAUCUGGAGGAGAAUCAGAUCAUGGAGAUGACAGAUUACUGCUUACAGGAUCUGUGCAAUCUUCAAGAACUUUAUAUAAACCAUAACCAAAUCAGUACCAUUUCUGCAAAUGCAUUCUCAGGCUUGAAGAACCUUUUAAGACUUCAUCUUAAUUCCAACAAAUUAAAAGUUAUUGACAGUCGCUGGUUUGAUUCUACACCCAACUUGGAAAUUCUGAUGAUUGGGGAAAAUCCUGUGAUUGGGAUAUUAGAUAUGAAUUUCAAGCCACUCUCAAAUUUAAGAAGUCUGGUUCUGGCUGGUAUGUACCUGACUGACAUCCCUGGAAAUGCUCUAGUAGGCUUGGAUAGUCUUGAAAGUCUCUCAUUUUAUGACAACAGAUUAGUUAAAGUUCCUCAGCUUGCACUUGAGAAAGUUCCAAAUUUAAAAUUUUUGGAUCUUAACAAAAACCCAAUCCACAAAAUCCAAGAAGGAGACUUCAAAAACAUGCUUCGGUUGAAAGAACUUGGAAUCAACAAUAUGGGAGAGCUGGUCUCUGUUGACAGGUAUGCAUUAGACAAUCUUCCUGAACUUACCAAGCUUGAAGCAACGAACAACCCAAAGUUAUCUUAUAUACAUCGUUUAGCAUUUCGGGAUGUUCCUGCUCUGGAAAGCCUGAUGCUUAACAAUAAUGCCUUGAAUGCAGUCUACCAAAAAACAGUGGAAUCCCUGCCAAACUUGCGUGAGAUCAGCAUUCACAGUAAUCCCCUUAGGUGUGACUGUGUCAUCCAUUGGAUAAACUCAAACAAGACUAAUAUCCGUUUCAUGGAGCCCUUAUCAAUGUUCUGUGCUAUGCCACCAGAAUACAGGGGGCAGCAAGUCAAGGAGGUGUUAAUACAGGAUUCCAGUGAGCAAUGUCUUCCGAUGAUAUCUCAUGACACAUUUCCAAAUCAUUUGAAUUUGGACAUUGGCAUGACUGUCUUCUUGGAUUGUCGGGCUAUGGCAGAGCCAGAACCUGAAAUUUAUUGGGUAACUCCACUUGGGAAUAAAAUAACUGCUGAAACCCUUUCGGACAAAUACAAGCUUAGCAGUGAAGGGACUCUGGAAAUAUCAAAUAUUCAGACCGAGGAUUCAGGAAGGUACACAUGUGUGGCUCAAAACAUAGAAGGAGCAGAUACAAGAGUAGCUACAAUUAGAGUGAAUGGAACGCUGCUGGAUGGUACUCAAGUUCUGAAAAUAUAUGUCAAACAAGCAGAAUCUCACUCAAUCUUGGUGUCUUGGAAGGUUAACUCUAACGUAAUGACGUCCAACUUGAAAUGGUCAUCCGCUACAAUGAAGAUUGAUAAUCCUCACAUUACCUAUACCGCUAGGGUCCCGGUGGAUGUGCAUGAAUACAACCUCACACACUUGCAACCUUCCACAGAUUAUGAAGUCUGUCUCACUGUAUCUAACAUCCAUCAGCAAACUCAAAAGUCCUGUGUUAAUGUUACUACAAAAAAUGCAGCAUUUUCCCUUGAGAUUACUGACCAAGAAACAAGCACAGCUCUGGCUGCAGUCAUGGGAUCCAUGUUUGCUGUUAUUAGUCUUGCCUCUGUUUCUGUCUAUGUUGCUAAGAGGUUUAAGAGGAAAAACUACCACCAUUCACUGAAAAAGUAUAUGCAAAAGACCUCUUCCAUCCCUCUGAAUGAACUCUAUCCUCCACUUAUUAACCUCUGGGAAGGUGACAGUGAAAAAGACAAGGAGGGCGCUGCCGAAACCAAGCCAACUCAAGUGGACACGUCCAGAAGCUAUUAUAUGUGGUAACUCAGAUGGUACUUUGCUUCUGGUAGUAAGGAGCACAAAGACAUUUUUUGCUUUAUUCUGCAAAAGUGACAAGUUUGAAGACUUUUGUAUUUUUUUGACUUUGCUGGUUUUGUGGCAGAGUGGUGAGGACAGGUGGAUAUUUCAAAAUGUUUUUAGUAUAGCGUAUCGCAAUUGUUUUGACACACACAAAUGGCAGCUUCACUUAGCUUCCAAUUUUUUUUUAGUUCUGCUUAAUUUAACAAUGCUGUUCUAACGAUUGGGGGGUGGGGAAUGGAAGGCUGGGAUUGCCCUUUGAUUUACAAGUCGCAUGACCCCUUUCUUCUGAAGCCAUCAACAGAAAGUACAGUGUCCUGCAAAAUCUUAACUCGACCAACUUGAAAAUACAUUAAACCAGCUUUGUCAUAAUCUGGUCUAAGGACUCUUUUACUUGAGAUAAAAUGACAAGAUUUUGAACAAUGUUAGUUGGCUGUACUGUAAUGUUGUAUCAACUGAUUUGAAUGUUUUUUGACUAUGAACAACAGGUUUUUUUCUUUUUUAUAGCUGAAGAGACUUAGGUAAAGCUAACAAAGCAAUUAAAUGUGUACACUUUUUCAAUGUAACAAAUUAAAUGUUAAUUGCUCUUUUAUUAUAUUUAGUAGAAACUUUUAAAGAAAACUUAAUUUUUUCUGUGUAAUCCACCAACACCUGGCAUAGAAUGAAGACAGAAGUAUAAUAAAUUAUAGUUUUUGUUUGGGUUUUUUUUUAGAACAAUUGCAAUAAUGUAUCUUUUUAGUUGCAUCACCAGCUUUAAUGGGUGAUUAUGUUUUGACAUAAAAUAUAUCCAAUCUUAUAUAAAAUUGUGGGUCUCUGGGUCAAAUUUAGAUUUCAUUUUUUUCCUAAAAAAAUCUAUUUUAUCAAAUGUGAGUUUUAGUCACAGUUGGUUUAUAUAUUAAACAAACAAAAAACAACCAAACCAA